AUGGCACCUCAUGCCUCCCCUUCUGUUGCCCCUCCAGAUAGCCGACCUACAAAACGACCUCGUUUAUCCAAAUCUACUCAUCGUGUUCUUAAUGUUUGGGCUCAGCUCGCCGAACGCUACAACAAACGUCUCGACGAAGAUGAUAUUGUCGACCUCUACAGCGGCACCAUAAUCAGUGACAGAGGAGUACUAAAGAACGGAAAGGACUAUGAUUUUGGUCAUUUUGCUUCCGAUGAUAGUCAAGAUGACCCAGAUCAAGAGCAAGAGCAGGAGCAGGAGCCCGGCGAGCAGGACCAGGAUGAUGACGUCGAUGAAUUGGACACUCUACCCGUUCGGCGCGCGCCCGACGCAACAACAGAUGCUGACGAUCUCAAUGACUUUUUGGAGGUUGAAAAGAGACGGAGAGAGCUGUUGGGGGAUGAGGACGGUGACGAUGACUUGUCUGCGGAAGAACUAGCUGCGCUACGCGAGGCUUUACACGAGUCGGAGGAAGCUGAAGAGCAGCCGGAGACCGUUGAUCCAGAAACCAUAGAAGACGAGUCUGAAGAUGAACUUAAUAGCAUAUGGCAGCACGACGAGGCUAGUGCUGUGUAUCACAUCCCCCGCAAUGAGUCUGAACAGGAUUCUGCGGAAGGUGAGCAAAAAGUCUUAGAGUUCGCUGAUUCUGAUGAGGAGUUUGCUGCGCUCCUCGAGCGACCCCCGCAAGCUGGAAAGCGAAAGCGAAACUCUUCACCAUCAUUUUCUCUACGAGGAUCUUCCCCAUCUUCACACCGUUAUACAUCAUCUGAAAGCACUCUAGUACCUGAUACACCUUCGACUACAGCAAGCACCCGUUUCGCGUCUCGUACGCCGCAGACUCAAGUCUACCCCUUUGCCACCCCCUCCAUUGAUCCCACCCAACCAUCACCGCAGACUCAAGUCUACCCUUUCUCCAUCCCCUCCAUUGAUCCCACUCAACCAUCACCGCGGACUCAAGUUUACCCUUUUGCCACCCCCUCCAUCGCUCCCACUCAAUCAUCACCGCAAACUCAAGUUUACCCUUUUGCCACCCCCUCCAUCGAUCCCACUCAACCACCACAACUCCUUCUCUACCAGGCGAUGCACCAACUAUCAUAUGCUUUGUCCGCCACAAUGUCGACAUAUGGCUCACCUCGAAUGCCUCCGCCAUCGACAGGCCCGUGGGGUGUGUACCCCCUGGGUUUUGCGCAUCCUUGGGGGCCACAAGGGACGUCUGAAGCAUCGCACUCUUUUAAGCUGGACGAUAAUGUACAUGACGAUGGACGGCCAGACGAUGGAAGUACACUCGUGGACCAUGAUGGUGGUGCACUAGAGAAGCGGCAGAAGGCGGAGGCGGUCCACGAGUCCCAUAGGUUCAAGGAGGGAUGCGAGGAAGAUUGAGCGCCGGAAGUCUACCCGAUUUUAUGACGAAAAAUAUCAUGAACAGCGUAUCGUGGCGAAGGGACAAACACCUGGUACUCCAUCUCCUACCCGUAGUCUCACGGGGUCCACUAGCAUGAACAAGAAGAAGGGGAAGGCAAAACGCAAGUCGUAAGCUGCAUGAUCUUCAUCCUGUUGUGUAUUUAAGCAGUAUGUAUUGGACAUCUUGGGUAUGAAGAAAAACUAUUAAAAUCUGUUGUACUGUUAGUAUCUAUUUUUGCUACCUUCAUCAUAUACCCUCAUAGAUGGUGAUCAAGAUUGAUACAGACUUGUAGUAGUAGGAGAACCAAUGAUGUCUUUAGCGUAUCAAUACCCACACUUACCUGUCAAGUGGCAUAGGCGUACACACGUGCGUAUAAUAUGUUUGGCUUACAUUGUU
This is a messenger RNA of Suillus fuscotomentosus, 1816 nucleotides long. RefSeq lists its product as uncharacterized. Lineage: Eukaryota; Fungi; Basidiomycota; Agaricomycetes; Boletales; Suillaceae. The transcript has 3 exons. Bases 1 to 1398 code for a protein of 465 amino acids. The record is from RefSeq and is a predicted model, not a curated record. Gene Ontology annotation, cellular component: nucleus. Gene Ontology annotation, molecular function: histone binding.